AUGUCUAAUAAUAUCUCCUUUCCGUCAGUCGAAGAAGUUAAUAAAUGGAGCCCGGAUGAUGUUAUUACUUUUCUAGAGUCCAAUAAAGAUGAGCUAUUUCUCAGGGAUCAAGACAUUAAAACAAUUAAAGAUAACUGGGUCCCCAGUUCAGCCUUUCUCGAGUUAAGUCAAGAUGAGCUUCAAGGGUGUGAGUUGCAAAUAGGAUCAGCAAAAGUCAUUGCAAAAUUGAUUAGAGAAAUUAAUAUUCGAGUUGUUGUUGAUGUUCCCGUUACUGGUGAUUGUAAUCCUGGCAUUGUGACAUACUUGUUUGAUUUAUAUUUUGUAAUGUAUUUUUCACGUGCAGGAAAAUGGUUAAUUUUACCUUCUGUUGAAUCAAGAGAAUCCAAGAAGGGAAAAAUUAUAGAGGCGGAAUUUAGUAACAUUUGUGAUUUGGUCAAUCAUUUACGAAAUAGUAAAAAAGAGGUUAUUGCAUCAACGUCCGGUUCAACCAAUAUUGAAGAUGUGAUUGAAGAAAUGAUUAUAAAAGAGGAAGAACCAGCAUUAUAUGUGAGAAAAUCAUACGAGGACCUUUACCAUCUAAUGAUCAACCAAGCUUCUAAGAGUUCUGAUCACAAGUUCCUCGUCACCGGCAUUUCAGGUAUUGGUAAAUUAUGCUUCUUGAUUUACUUCUUAAUCCAGCUUCUUUGUGAAUCCGAGAAUCCCACGAUAAUUUUUCAGCCAGUUCAAAGCAAAGACUUCUACUGUUUUGAGGAUCUUAAUCUCAGUUUCGGUCGUUAUGAUGAUUUCUCAACUCACUUUCAAUCCUCCGAAAUGUGGUACCUAGCGGAUGGAAUUUUAUCUCCCAAGUUAGUCCCGGCGAAAACGGUGGUUGCUUUAUCGCCAAAAGGCGUAGUUAAAGACAAAUUUCAAGAAUUCAGGAAGGAUCUAGUACAAACAUUUUACAUGUCACCUUGGUCACUAGAAGAGUUGUUAUUUUGCUGGAAAUAUGUUUUCUCAGACGUGCCUGAAGACAUAAUAUUAGCUCUUUAUGACAAGGCAGGCAGUGUGCCAAGAUACGUUUUCCGAAAGGUUGAAAUCUCAUUGAAAUAUGGUUUAAAUCCAAAAACGCCAGAAGGGAAAGAGAUGAUCAUAAAGAAAGCUUUUGAAAGGCCAGAUCCUUCUUAUAAUAAUUAUCACCUUCAAUGGGCUUCUCGUUAUAUAUACGAUGAGAUCGAGAGAAGACUAGAGAAACAGUCAUGGAGCUCUCUUUUGGAGAGGAUCCAAAUGAUGAGAAACUAUUCCAGUGCUAGAGGGAUUAUGUUCGAGAUGUACGUAAUCCAUAUUUUCCGGUCUAGUAAUGAUCAAUACGCUAUGAGAGAACUGCCGAAAAGCCUUAAGACAAAAGAUAUUCUCCAACAUAGGAAAUUUUCCAUGGGUAAAUCGCCAACAAUUAGUAAUAUUCGAAUUGCAAAGGAACUUUCAAGUAAAAGUGAUGAGAUAAUUAUCCUUCCUGAGACAUCAAAUUUUAGUGCGACAGAUCUAUUUUACACGCCAGAUAUGAUUUUUCAAAUUACGGUAUCCAACAAUCAUCCAAUCAAACAAGUCGAGCUAGUUAAUAUAAUUGAAAAUAUGCCGGCCUAUAGAAGGAAAACCCCAAUUAAUUUGGCCUUUGUAGUACCGGACGAUAUAUAUGACACUUAUAAAUAUCAAGAUAUUGUAACAAAAGAUACGAACAGUAAGAGCUUUCGAAAGGUCAAAAAACAGGACGCAAAACUCAAGAAUAUUCAACAAUGGGUUUUAAAAAUCGAUAUUAGUUCGAGUAAGUCGACUAAGUUUGUAAAAGCAAAAGAAACACUUAUGCAAAGUCUUAAAUUCAGAACAUCAUCAGGAUCUUCAUCUAUAGUUGAAUCAGAUUUAUCUGCAAUAGUGCAAGAGUCAAAAUCAGGAGUUGAUUCAUCA
Molecule: messenger RNA, 1938 nt
Organism: Funneliformis geosporum
Lineage: Eukaryota; Fungi; Glomeromycota; Glomeromycetes; Glomerales; Glomeraceae
Source: the annotation of a GenBank genome assembly